CAUAAAGCUACACAGGAAAGAAAAGAUUGAAUCCAUAAAUGUCAAUGGAACAGAAGUAGUCAUUGAUGUUUGCAAACAAAGAAAUAUCCCAAGGCUGAUAUAUACUAGUACGGUGAAUGUGGUGUUUGGAGGGAAUCCCAUUGAAGAAGGAGAUGAGGAAACUGUACCAUAUUUUCCACUAGAAAAGCAGGUUAAUCCUUAUUCUAGAACCAAAGCAAUGGCAGACCAAAUGAUCCUUGCAGCUAAUGGAACCCCACUAAAAGGAGGCAAUGAGCUCCAUACAUGUGUUCUUCGCCCACCAGGCAUCUAUGGACCAGAAGAGCAAACACUCCUGCCACGACUAUUAAAGAAUAUUGAAAGGGGGCUAAGUAAGUUCAAAUUUGGAGAUUCCACAACUCAGAUGAACUGGGUUCAUAUAGCAAAUCUUGUACAAGCUCAUCUCUUAGCUGCUGAAGCUCUCACCCCCGAGAAGGGUUAUAUAGCGAGUGGUCAGGCGUAUUACAUACAUGAUGGCGAGAAAGUCUCCUUUUCCGAAUGGAUAAUUCCGUUAUUUGAAAAAUUAGGUUACAGUGAGCCAUGGAUACGUAUUCCUGCUUUCCUCAUUUAUAUAGCAGCCACAGUGACGGAAUGCCUGCACCUGGCAUUGAAACCAGUUUUUAGCUUUACACCUUUCCUGACCAGAAAUGAGGUGUGGAGCGUCACUGUAACUCACACAUUCCGAAUAGACAAGGCACGUAAACAGCUAGGUUACCGCCCAAAAAAAUUUGCAUUUGCUGAUUCUGUGGAUCAUUAUCUUCAAAGUAGACCUAAGUGCCAGGACCAUCAUAAGUUCCUUAAAAUCUGCCUUGUCCUUGGCACCUGUUUAUGUUUGAUCUUCCUUGUUUUACUUUCUUAAGCAUACACUUUUACGUAGUUAUUUCAAGGAAAGCUACCAUUAAUUUGUUUGAGUAUAAAUACGCUAAUUUUAAUCAGUCACAGUGUAUUCCUCAGUCCACAUGAACUUAACUUACUCAAAGAAUAAUGAUUUGCUGUGAUGUAUUUUGAGCUGUUUUUGCUAUUUAAGAACAAUUAGUGAUAGGCCAUUUUUUUUAUUUAAGGUUGUAGCUACUACAUUUUUAAAAUAUAAUAAAGUUGCAAGGCCACAAGGGACCACCAUUGACAAAUGCAGGAACCAGAGCUGCUGUUUCUAUUUGCUUGAUCUCAAAAGAACUUCUUCUGAAAAUGCAACAUAGUCCUGUGGCACCUUAUAGACUAACAGACGCAUGCAUCUGAC
Messenger RNA from Gopherus evgoodei (Goodes thornscrub tortoise), 1273 nucleotides. Its product is annotated as putative short-chain dehydrogenase/reductase family 42E member 2. Gene Ontology annotation, biological process: steroid biosynthetic process. The transcript is spliced from 10 exons. Bases 218 to 895 code for a protein of 225 amino acids. Lineage: Eukaryota; Metazoa; Chordata; Testudines; Testudinidae. Gene Ontology annotation, molecular function: 3-beta-hydroxy-Delta5-steroid dehydrogenase (NAD+) activity. The record is from RefSeq and is a predicted model, not a curated record.